AUGCAGGUUGAGAAUGCAGCCAUUCAGGUGGCCGAGAAGAGGCUGCUGCAGCAGCGCUUGAAGCAGAGAAGAGGGAUGGAUGGAGUAGCAGGAGCAGGUGUUGAAAGAGCUCCGCCUGCUACUGCUACUGCAAGCGCUGAUAUGAAUGCUCAACUUAUGCCUGUCAAUGGGGCCAAGCCUGUCAAUACCAACACUGUGCUCGCUGCAUUCAUCUAUCGGGUUGCUUGCAUGUUGCAGUGGCUCCGAGUCUACGGCUCAGAUUCCACGUCGGAGAAGCAUUGCUUCAUUGAGCAAGGCUCUCAGAGCAAUGUCCUGCCCAUGCGCCACCCGCUUCGGAACCUUCCAAGCCUUCUGGUCAGGUUUGGCGCCAUCCCCAAGCCUGUGGAGGGAAGCAACGAUCCGUUGGAGUGGGAGGAAUGGCCUGGGGGCAACGAAGCUGCUGUGAAGUUUCAUGUGAACCGAAAGGAGAGGUGUUUUGGGCUUGGGAUUGCGGAGGAGCGUGGUGAUGAAGCUGAGAACUUAACCCAGCACCCUCCUCAGCACACGUCUGAAGCACGAGGGAGCUGCAGGCGUGUAAAGAAAGAAGGAGCCAGGCAGGAAGCUGAACAGCGCAGAGCGUGUGGGCUGGUGGACUGCCUAGACCUCCCUGCUUGCGUGCCGCGCCCCUUGAACCUGCACAUGCUGCUCACACGCGCGGAGCAGGUGCCCCUCUACUUCCUCCUGCACAUGGCACUCUGGUGCGCCCAGCCUCUUCUGGACCGCUGUGAGUUCAUGGGCUAUGAUGACAUUGGGAAAGGGCAGGGCGUGGGGUCAGGUGCGAGCGAGGAAGAUGAGAAGAAAGGGGGGAAUGCUGACAGGGUGGAGGUGCAAGACCACUAG
This is a messenger RNA of Closterium sp. NIES-65, 879 nucleotides long. The record is from the annotation of a GenBank genome assembly. NCBI's taxonomy places the organism in Eukaryota, Viridiplantae, Streptophyta, Zygnematophyceae, Desmidiales, Closteriaceae.